AUGAGUAGGAAAAACUGCAAAGUGACGUGCGCACCGGGUGCGUGUCUCGCGGGCGGGUUGCCGUUGUCGUCGGCGUCGGGCUCCGUGGGCUCCGUGGGCUCCGUGGGCUCGGUGGGCUCGGUGGGCUCCGUGGCGGCGCUGUCGCUGGCCGACGCCAACGAGCCGCUGAGCGCGAUGGACGCCUCGGAGCCGUUCCACGCGCCGGACUCGGCCGUCGCCGCCGACAACCCCGACGCACCGCAUUCGCCCGACGCGCCUGAGCCUCGUCACGAAACACCCUUAUGCUCGUGCACACUUUCUAUUCCCUCACUGUAUUCUGACUACUCAACUUAUAACUAUACGCGAAAACUGAUAUCAACAAUG
Iphiclides podalirius (scarce swallowtail) is the source of this 363-nucleotide messenger RNA. NCBI's taxonomy places the organism in Eukaryota, Metazoa, Arthropoda, Insecta, Lepidoptera, Papilionidae. The record is from the annotation of a GenBank genome assembly.